Theileria equi strain WA is the source of this 498-nucleotide messenger RNA. RefSeq lists its product as hypothetical. NCBI's taxonomy places the organism in Eukaryota, Apicomplexa, Aconoidasida, Piroplasmida, Theileriidae. Bases 1 to 498 code for a protein of 165 amino acids. The transcript has 3 exons. The record is from RefSeq and is a predicted model, not a curated record.
AUGUCAGAUUCACAUAACACUCAACUAUUUGACGACCUUUUGAGGCAUUCCCUAAUUAUAGAAUCUUUGCGAGCUACUUUGGAGCAAAUGCUCGCCAAUUCAUACAUAAGGAAGGACAUGGCUGGAAAACUACUGAAAGAAGCAUCGGAGCAAUACCGGCUUCUUAUAAUGGAAAAUACGUAUUUUUUACCUAGACAUUAUAUUUUUGGACAAUUACAACAUUACAAGUUCGGAAAAACGACACGAAUUCUUACCAUCAAGAACCCUAUCAUACAUUUUUACGCAAAUGAGGAUGAAAUACCAGACAGCGACUAUAUGUUGCCCUUCGAUAUAUAUGGUACUAACGACGGUUUUACAACUACUCAAACAGAAGGACCCUCGACGCCUUACGCAUACAGUGAUACUGAUGAUAUGGGCAAGAUGUUAAAAACAAAACAUCCAACAAAAUCUAUAUGCCUCGAGGGGUAUGUACGAAUAAAGGCAAUUUUAGAUAUUUAA